This is a messenger RNA of Strongylus vulgaris, 458 nucleotides long. Lineage: Eukaryota; Metazoa; Nematoda; Chromadorea; Rhabditida; Strongylidae. The record is from the annotation of a GenBank genome assembly.
AUGAAUCUGCAGAUCUUUAACUCAUUUGCGGAGGAUAUGCAAGUUACUCGCCUCUCAACUACUUCUAGAGAUCCUAGGUUUUUCUUCGAAGAUCAACCUCACUCAACCUUGAAAGUUGCAUCCACUCCAAAAUGUAUUUCAGGGCGCGUGAUGUUUCUUCCUGAAACGCCAUGCUCGCAUGACUAUUGCUACCUCGGCCUUCCUCUCCAUACAACUGAUGGACAAUGGUUUGUGCACGGGUUAACAUUACCGGCUAAUUUAGCUGAGGUUGAUAGUUAUCUAUACAAGAAACAGCGAGCUCGAUUUGAUAACCUUGUGAAAGCUGGGAAGCAUCGCGUGAACACUACAGUCAUUGUUGAUACUGAUAGGGCAAAAAACAUUCAGGUAAUGUAUAAGUUCUUUUUCUAUUUCUUUCUUGCUAAAUUUCACGUCAUAGUUUAUGCUCUCUUUUUUUAAUU